Annulohypoxylon maeteangense is the source of this 2018-nucleotide messenger RNA. Its product is annotated as Alpha/Beta hydrolase protein. Gene Ontology annotation, cellular component: fungal-type vacuole. Gene Ontology annotation, molecular function: serine-type carboxypeptidase activity. Lineage: Eukaryota; Fungi; Ascomycota; Sordariomycetes; Xylariales; Hypoxylaceae. The transcript has 2 exons. Bases 175 to 1791 code for a protein of 538 amino acids. Gene Ontology annotation, biological process: proteolysis. The record is from RefSeq and is a predicted model, not a curated record.
UCUUCUCUUCUUGCUUUCUCGCUCAUUGUUAUUUGUAUCAACCCAUCAUCAACAUUCAUUCUGAAUUCUUCCAUCCAAUCUUUUCUUUCUACAAAUCAUCUAUCAUCAUCAUUACCAUCACCAUCAUAGCCAUCGUCAAUUCUGGUAGUUCGUCGAUACUCGCCUGCUACCAUCAUGAGAGUAGCUAGCUCCGCCCUGCUGCUAGGCGCCAGCUCGGCUGCCUUUGCGCAAGAACAGAAGGUCCUCAGCGGCAUCAGCGGUAUCAGCGAUGCCGUCAAGAAACCUUUCGACCACAUCGGCAGUGCCUUUGGGGAGAUGCCAGCUACUGCCAAGGGACUCUGGGAUGAAAUGAGCCUCCUGGUCCCCGGCUUCUACGAAAAGGCCUCUAACCUCAUCUCCUACCCUAAGCCUCAUGCCCGCCGCCCAGAUAAGGAAUGGGACCACAUCGUCAAGGGCGCUGAGGUUCAAAGCAUGUGGGUUGAGACAGAUGGUGUUAAGCACCGAAAGGUCGAUGGUUCUCUUGAGGCCUACAACCUCCGAGCGAAGAACGUUGACCCUUCCGAACUCGGCGUAGACAAGGUGAAGCAGUUUAGUGGAUACCUAGACGACGAAGCUAAUGACAAGCAUCUAUUCUAUUGGUUCUUUGAAUCUCGAAACGACCCAAAGACCGAUCCCGUAGUACUAUGGUUGAACGGCGGCCCCGGCUGCUCUUCUAUGAUGGGUCUCUUCAUGGAACUCGGUCCAUCCAGCGUUAACAAGGAUGGCUCGCUCAAGUACAACGAGUACUCGUGGAACAGCAACGCGUCUGUCAUCUUCAUCGAUCAACCCGUCAAUACCGGCUACUCCUACAGUAGCAACCCUGUUUACAACACUGUUGCCGCAAGCAAGGACAUCUACGCUCUAUUGACCUUGUUCUUCCACAAUUUCCCCCAAUAUAGCGAGCAGCCAUUCCACAUUGCUGGAGAGUCGUAUGCUGGCCACUACAUUCCCGUCUUUGCUUCUGAGAUCUUGUCGCACAAGAACCGCAACAUCAACCUGCAAAGUAUCGCCAUCGGUAACGGCUUGACGGACCCCUACACCCAAUAUGCUCAGUACCGCCCCAUGGCCUGUGGUGAAGGUGGUUAUGAUGCGGUGCUCGAUGAGAGCGAGUGCCAGUCCAUGGACAACUCCCUCCCUCGCUGCCAGUCUCUGAUCUCCAGCUGCUACGAAUCUGAGAGCGUUUGGUCUUGCGUUCCUAGCGCCAUCUACUGUAAUAACGCCAUGAUUGGUCCCUUCCAACGCACUGGAUACAAUGUCUAUGAUAUCCGUGAGAAGUGCAAGGACCAGGAGAACCUUUGCUACACUGAGACUGCCUGGAUCAGCCAGUACUUAAACCAGGACAAGGUCAUCAAGGCUGUCGGUGCUGAAGUGCAAAACUAUGAAAGCUGCAACACCGAUAUCAACAGGAACUUCUUGUUCCAGGGUGACUGGUCCAAGCCGUUCCACCGUCUUGUCCCUGAUAUCAUCAAGCAGAUCCCAGUUCUUAUCUACGCUGGUGAUGCUGACUACAUCUGCAACUGGCUCGGCAACAAGGCCUGGUCAGAGGCACUUGAGUGGUCUGGCAAGAAGGGUUUCAACUCUGCCAGCAUGAAGGACCUCUCAACCGGUUCUGACAAGUACGGAGAGGUCAAGAGCAGUGGUAACUUUACCUUUGCGCGCAUCUACCAGGCAGGUCAUAUGGUUCCGUUCAACCAGCCCGAGGGCUCCUUGAACUUGUUCAACAGAUGGCUUGGAGGUGAAUGGUACGCUUGAAGGAUGAUGAUUUAAGUCAUGUGUGAUUAGUGUCUGUAUUACGAAACACAAUGAUUAGUUUACGGCGAACAAUAUGUUAGAUUGCAUUUGUUUAAUGGAGUAUUAAUGAAAGGGCUUUGAACUUUAGAACGAUUGGGUGUUCGAUGAAUUCGACUGAACAUGAGACAGUUCACCAAUAUACAAGUUCAAGAACAAGAUUCACAAUUCAAAAUAUCUAUUGAUUACUA